ACGAUGCCUCACGACACAAGACUUUUUUCUCCUUUGUGGCUUGUCCAGGCGUCCAGCCUCACAUCUUGUCUCGGGAUCUGAUCUGUCCUAUUUUCUUCCCAAUACGCCCACAAUCAGCCCAAAGGUGGGAGAUAUCAGAUAACAUGUCAAAAACUGCCUGGCUUGUUUGUGUGGUAGCUUUGCUAAGGGCGGUUGGAGCACAAACUAUUGCCAGAGUUUGUCCCAUACCUGAGAAUUCACCCAGAAUAGCCGUUGGUCGAUACGGCGACGAAAGAGAUGACGGGAAUGUCAUUGUUGAUGCUUCUGAGAUCAUACAAAUCAACUUCACGACGACACAAACAAUUUCUUCCUCCUCUGGUGGGGUCCGGCGGCAACUGCCAUCCUCGAAGAAUCCAAUGCCAGCAAUCUUCAUCCCCGGUCAAAAGCAAAGACGUGUUUCCGACGAAGAAGAAUCCUACCCCAACACCACUGCUGAUGGCGGAGGGAGCAGCAGCAGCAGUAGCAUCCAAGGAAGCAGCAAUACCGUCUUGAUUCACCAGUGCCCUUGUGCCCUUGGCCAUUUUUGUCCGGUUGAGUUGGACACCUGCGGGGUCGCUGCAAGCAACCACGAGCUGAUUGGUUGUUUUGCCAACUCUAAUGAAACAACAUUCUUGAGGAAUGGCUGGCCUUUCUUUCUGGUGUUUCAGUGCACUAUUGUCUUUGCUUUCCUUUUCACUGAAAAAGGGACUCGUGCUCGCCACUACAUACUCCUGAUAUCCUGCCAACCAAACAUCAAUGAACGCCUCGUGGACCGAUUCUUGGAAAUCAUCCGUGCAAACCCAGACACUGACAACAUCCAGCAGCAACAAGGAGUAGAACCGCAGCAAGUGCCUACAGAGCUUGUUCUGAGAACAACAACCUUUGAAUCCAAGUCAGAUCUCGAUGAGGAUGCAUGUUGUACCAUUUGCCUUGCAGCAUUGGCAGAAGGUGAUAGAGUGGGCAACCUAUCCUGCAACCACAAAUUCCAUGUAGAUUGCUUACGGCAAUGGUUGCUUCUUCGAAAUGUAUGUCCUCUUUGCCAAACUGCUAAUGCUGCCACCCCUCGUUAUGCGCAAACUGAAGAGGGCAAUGAAACCGCAUCCACCACCAACUCUGACAGCAGCCAUGCUGAAAACAGGCAUAACCAAUAGAACCAGUAACUUGAACCAACAAAAGUGGAGGUACCGUUAGCGAGACAUACGGCUUCCAGUAGCACUCACCCGUCCCAUUUACGUACUAGUAAAGACCAAGUCAGUGCCGUAGUAGCGUUGCUGUUGUUCUAUUCAUCAUGAAAGUGCGCUCGAGAACACGAAAACAAGAUGACCACACGAGCUUUCAUCCUCGCACAGAAGCUGUGUCAAGUUUCCUGUACUCUAUCUUUUGGCGAAUGAUGCUUGUCUCAAGGCUACAAUACUACGCCGA
Molecule: messenger RNA, 1440 nt
Organism: Seminavis robusta
Lineage: Eukaryota; Bacillariophyta; Bacillariophyceae; Naviculales; Naviculaceae
Source: the annotation of a GenBank genome assembly